This is a messenger RNA of Arvicola amphibius (Eurasian water vole), 982 nucleotides long. RefSeq names its product polyamine modulated factor 1 (gene Pmf1). The transcript is spliced from 5 exons. Gene Ontology annotation, cellular component: MIS12/MIND type complex. Gene Ontology annotation, biological process: chromosome segregation. The record is from RefSeq and is a predicted model, not a curated record. NCBI's taxonomy places the organism in Eukaryota, Metazoa, Chordata, Mammalia, Rodentia, Cricetidae. The coding region runs from base 25 to 633 and encodes 202 amino acids.
UCAUUUUGGCGGUUCAGUUUCAACAUGGCUGACGUGAGCCAUAGUAAUGAGGCUGUGGAAAAGGGGCCUGAGGGCUUAUCUCCCGUAUCUGUGCCAGUUGACACGACCAUCUCCAGGGUGGAACUCCUUGACACUAUACUGGACACUUUUCUCCAGAAACUAGUCGCCGCCAGGAGCUACGAGAGAUUCACCAGCUGUUACAAGCCCUUCCAGCAAUUAGACCCCAAGGUGAUGCAGUGGGUCUAUGACAAGUUUGUGACUCAGUUACAGACGUCCAUCCGGGAGGAAAUUGCAGAGAUAAAAGAGGAAGGGAACCUAGAAGCUGUCCUGAACUCCUUGGAUAAGAUUGUUGAAGAAGGCAAAGCCAAUGGAGAGCCGGCCUGGCGACCCAGUGGAACCCCAGAGAAAGACCUGUGCAGUGUUAUGGCACCCUACUUCCUGCAGCAGCGGGAUGCCCUGUGCCGCCGAGUGCAGAAGCAGAAGGCCAAGAACCAGGACCUUGCUGAUGCUGUCCUGGCCGGGCGCAGCCAGCUGGAGGGGCUGCAGCAGCAGAUCCAGGCCCUCCAGCAGACGUGGCAGGCUCUUCACAGAGAGCAGAGGGAGCUGCUGUCAGUGCUAAGGGCACCUGAGUGAAGAGCCACUGGACCCCAGAGCAGAGGGCAGUCAUGGUCCUGUGGAGUCCGUUCCUCACCCCCACUGCUUAGCUUCUAGUGGGGUUACCCACACACUACCUUCAGAUUCCCGCCACCAUCUUCUGCCUGGAAAACUGGCACUCCCACACUGGGCAUCAAGACACCAGGCUUUUCUCCUGGAGUCGUAGCAGCCUUGGCCCCACGCCCUCCUUCUGGUUUUCCAGCCCUCCCUGGACUGGACUCGGGUUAGUAUUUUCAGUCUGCACUGAUUGCUGCCUUGCUGAACAGCCUAAGGGCCCUUGCCAUGUUCUCCCCACAUCUGUAAAUAAACUUCCUCUAUCACACUGUAA